Molecule: messenger RNA, 1593 nt
Organism: Fukomys damarensis (Damara mole-rat)
Lineage: Eukaryota; Metazoa; Chordata; Mammalia; Rodentia; Bathyergidae
Exons: 3
Coding region: 799-1593 (264 amino acids)
Source: RefSeq, a predicted model, not a curated record
AGCUGGGAAGCUGGAAAGCUGGGGUGCGGGGGUGGGGGUCACGCACACAGGAGCACUGCUCCCCACAGAGCGCCGGCCUUGGCUUCUUCUCCCGAGGGAUGGGCCGUCACACAGGCUGCGGACCAUCUACAGGGUCCCCUGAGUCCUCCUCCGCCAUGGCCGAGCCUGCCCAAGUUCAGGGUCAGCUCCAGGCCACCGCCUCCCGCAUCCUCAGGUCUUUUUCUGAUUGAUUGAUUGAUUGAUUUAUAGAGAGACAGGGUCCCUAUGUAGUUAGUUCCAGCUGGCCUCAAACUGGCAGCGAUCCUCCUGCCUCAUCCUCCCGAGUGCUGAGAUUAUGGGCGUGCCCCACCUCCUGCCAGCGGGUCUUUUUCACACUCUGGCAACACCUUCGCGCUCUCCCUGGCCCAGCCCUAAUCUGAUUAACCCACUCCUGGUUUUGGAGUAGCCCGCGUGCAGCACGGAGAACUCUCAUUGGAUCACCUGUGUCCAAGCCCCGCCUAGAAUCCCCGGAUGUCUCAUAAAAGCCACCAGCCAUAGAGAGCUGGUGAAGGUGUGUCUAGGACACUAACCAGCCCAGGUUCGAGCAGCCUGCACUGCGACCCGACAAGGCCUGUGGAAGCAGAGACGUCCUCGGGGAGCAUUUAAGCUGCUGUUGCCCAGACCUCAAGCAUUCCCGGUCGUUGCUGGAGAGAACCGUUCUGGGAAAACCGAGUGGAAUCUUGCUAAGUCACUCAAUUGCCCGUGGAACUCAGAGUUGCAAUCCUCCUGCCUCAGCCUCCUAGACUGCUGGUAUCACCAAUGGCGUCCUCACUACACCCAGCUGACACCACCGAGCCACUCCAGGACCCCGUGUGGCUUAGAAGACCCAGCGGCAUGAAGACCGGCACGGGCACAGCCGAGGGAGUGGCCGAGGCCUCCAGGGGGUGCCUGGGCUGUCCUGACCCCUGGCCUGGCCGGGACUCUGUGUGGGGCCACUGCAUCUGCCAGCCAGUAACUGACUCCACCCCGUGUGGGGGAGCCAUGGGGCCUCCCCGUGCCCUCCACUCACACCUGGGGCCCACACCGCAUCCCUAUCCCAACCCUUGGGCUCACACGUGGGUGCCCUGGGGUGGUGGUAUCUGGACAUGGCAUCCAGAGCUGUCCGCCUCGGCGCCUGUAGAUUGGUGUAGGCCCAGCUGUAGCUUCAACGCCUGCACAGGCGGCCGGCAGCCAACUGCCCUGCAGCCCAGCAUACUUCCUCAUUACUGGGGACCCCCAUUCUCCCUAACCUCCACAGCUCUGGGCAGGGACACCAACUCCUGCUCCCCGGUGAGGGUCCAGGACCCAACCAGCUCAGCGCCCUGGGCUGCAGUGGGGGGCCCAACCCGAAGAGCUCCAAACUGCAGGUGGCACAGAAGCUCUCCCUUGGGCCGGGCCUCCAGUUUGAGGUCUCCGGGGCUCCUGCUGUCCUCCAGCUCUCAACUGUGCCCUUUGCUCUUGGCCCCUAUGAUAGAUCCUGAGCCUGAGCCCCAGCCCCCCAUCUUGGACCCUGAGUCCCAGCCCCCCAUCCUAGACCCUGAGCCCCAGCCCCCCAUCCUGGACCCUGAACCCUAG